AUGCUGCGGCCUUGUCGGUCAUUCCGGCCUGCCUUCGUGGGCCUACACCCCCUCGGGGGGCCUCGGUCUCGCGUGCCUCGGCGGUCUCCAGCCACCGCCGCGGCCACACCCUACAAGCCGCCAUCAGAGGAGAUCGCCAGUGAGGGCCUGCCAUCUGAAGUUCGACAGAGGGCGGAGACGGCCAUCCUGAAGCGGGGUGGGGCAGUCACUGUGGGCGACGUGGCAGCUGUGGCAGGGAUCAGUCUGAAGGAGGCUGAGGAUGCCUUGCGGGCCCUCGCCAGCGACUCCCUGGCCAAUCUGAAGGUGUCUGAUGAGGGCGAGAUUCUGUACAGCUUCGACCCCAACUUCAGGGACAGGAUCCGGAAUAAGUCGCUGCGCAUCCGGCUGGAAAGCACGGCCGCCGCCGUCAAGGACACCGCCUCCUACCUGGCGCGCGUGACCUUUGGAACCGCGCUUCUGGCCAGCGUGGUCACCGUGGCCCUAGCCAUCACGGUGAUCGCCUCCAGCGGGAACCAGAGCAAUGACCGGGAUCGGCGGGGCAACGGCGGCUACUACCGUGGAGGUCCGCAGUUCUACUUCAACAUCACUGACCUCCUCUGGUACUGGAACCCUCGGUACUCCCGCGCACGCCAGCCUUCGGCUGCAAAGGGGCAGGGCGGCAUGAACUUCCUGGAGGCCAUCUUCUCGUUCGUCUUCGGAGACCCUGACCCGAACAUCGCCUUUGAGGCCCAGCGUUGGGAAAAGAUUGGCCAGUACAUCCAGAGCCGGGGAGGCGUUGUGGCCGCGGAGGAGCUGGCCCCCAUGCUGGAGGGCCAGGUGGGCAACACCACCAGCAUCGCAGUGGACGAAUCAUACGUGCUCCCCGUGCUCACGCGCUUCGGCGGCUCGCCGGUAGUCGGCCAGGACGGCGAGAUCCUGUACCACUUCCCCACCCUGCAGCAGACCGCCGCGGCCCAGAGGCUGCCGGCGGUGCAGCCCGAGCUGGUCCAGGAGAGGCCCGUGCAGCUCACGCAGGCCAAUGGCGGCCAGAAGCUGGUGGCCAUCGCUCUGGGCGCCGCCAAUCUGGUGGGCGUGGUGGCCCUCGGGGGCAUGCUGGGCUCGCCCCAGGGCUACUACGCGCUGGCCCGCAACGGCCUGGGCUGGAUCCCUAACGCCAUGCCCUUCCUCCAGGCUUACGCCUUCUCCUUCUUCGCCAUCCCCGCGCUGCGAGCGCUGAGCCUGCGUGCCCGGAACGCGGGCAUCGAGGCCCGGAACCAGGCUCGCCUGGCAGCGUCCCGCCGGUUACGGGCCCCGGACCCCCAGCUGGCCACCAAACUGCGGGCCGCCCAGGUGGAGGCCCAGCAGCGCAGCUUCCAGCGCGACCGGGUGGUGUACGCCACCGACACCCCCCUGCCCACCUCCAGCCGCGACGAGCCCGACGAGACCCUCUAUGCAGGACCUUGGUUACCCAACCGGCCCACUGUAUGUGCCGUGGAGCUGUCCUUCUACUCCCAUGCAAAAUUCUGGCACCCCUCCUAA
This is a messenger RNA of Auxenochlorella protothecoides, 1518 nucleotides long. RefSeq lists its product as uncharacterized. Lineage: Eukaryota; Viridiplantae; Chlorophyta; Trebouxiophyceae; Chlorellales; Chlorellaceae. Bases 1 to 1518 code for a protein of 505 amino acids. The transcript is spliced from 7 exons. Gene Ontology annotation, cellular component: chloroplast envelope. The record is from RefSeq and is a predicted model, not a curated record.